This is a messenger RNA of Bactrocera dorsalis (oriental fruit fly), 3117 nucleotides long. RefSeq names its product cyclic AMP response element-binding protein B (gene CrebB). Gene Ontology annotation, molecular function: DNA-binding transcription factor activity, RNA polymerase II-specific; RNA polymerase II cis-regulatory region sequence-specific DNA binding; protein binding. Lineage: Eukaryota; Metazoa; Arthropoda; Insecta; Diptera; Tephritidae. The record is from RefSeq and is a predicted model, not a curated record. Gene Ontology annotation, biological process: regulation of transcription by RNA polymerase II. The transcript is spliced from 5 exons. Gene Ontology annotation, cellular component: nucleus; transcription regulator complex. The coding region runs from base 854 to 1612 and encodes 252 amino acids.
UUUCUUUCAUUUUGCGAACAUCAUAUGAGCGCGAGCGAAACAAACUCGUAUACAAAUCAAAUAAGAAUAUCAUAAAAAGUGUACAAUAUGGAAAAUAGUGUAGUACUCUCGGGCUGGAUUUUAAAUUGACGGUGUGAAUUUUCCAAUUAGAUUGCUCAACUAAAAAUCAUUUGUUGGAAAAAAGUCGUUUCUAACUUUUCGAAACCGGAAUGCCUCUGGUGCAGUUGAAAUGCAACAGCAUCACAAGUUAUUAUCGAGUAAAUUUAAAGCAAAAUUUUAGGUAAUCACUCGUAUGCAAAAUUAACGAAACAAAAACAAAAAGCAACAAUGUACUCUCCUAUAACGUCAUUUUUCGCCGAACAACAUCGACCUAAUAGAGCGAAUGUGUCAACGCGAUUGUGCAAACACGAUAAAUAUGGUUUAUUCGUUCUUGCCUAUGGUAGAUGAAGGCAGAUUUUAGAGUUUGUUUACAAUUUCGUGGGCACAGAGUAAUUUGUACAACAACGAUAACAAAAGCAAGAAAAAGCAGGCACAUCACAAGCACCAAUAACAAUAAACUCAAAUCUUAUUUUGAAUGGAAUAACAAAAUAUCAUACAUAUUUCGAUCGGCUUGCCGCUUGUGAAACCAUAAAACUCUUACUAAGCUUUGAAUAUUAACAACAAACCAAAACAAAGAAACUUUAAUUAGCACCAAAGGUCGAUAUUAGUCAGUAGCAACCAAAAAUUAUUUUGCUUUUCGUAGUAGCAUAUUGACUACGAUUUUGCAUCUUUCUGGGCUGCUCUUAUAAGGAAAAAAUUUGUCAAACUGAAGCAGUUGUCGCAAGACGUGACGGUGCUGUUGAAAAUUAAAAAAAUGGACAGCAUCGGUGAGGAGAACGGCAACUCGAACAAUAUUGAGGAAGGUCACAAUUUGACGACUACCUCAACGCACCAAAGUAAUAACUCAACAGCCGGCAAUAGUGUAGCAACAUCAGCCGCCGGUAGUGGAGCUACUGUAUUGACCACAACAGCGAGUGUGCAAUACCCCUUAGCAGCACCGGUCCACAGUUUACAGCAAAUGCAGUCUGUCAUUCAGGCAGCCAAUCAGUCGUCAGUCAUUCAAACAGCCGCCACAAAUGCUGUGACCGCGGCGACGACAGGGACGAUAGGUGUACCCAAGGGAGGGGUAUUAUAUGUGAAUAAGCCACCUAGUACAACAGUAAUACACACAACAUCAGGCAGUGGUGUACAGCUCCCUCCACAUUUUCAAUGUAAAAUCAAACCCGAACCAAAUACACAACACCUCGACACUAAUAGUGAAGAUAGUCUCACUGACGAGGACUCACCGCAGCGACGAAUAGAGCUCACAAGAAGGCCAUCGUACAAUAAAAUUUUCACCGAAAUUAGUGGACCUGAUAUAACAGAUAAUAGUGGCAUAGCUGAGGAUCAGACGCGUAAGCGCGAGAUACGAUUACAAAAAAAUCGGGAGGCGGCACGUGAAUGUCGGCGUAAAAAGAAGGAAUAUAUAAAGUGCCUGGAAAAUCGUGUGGCGGUGCUUGAGAAUCAAAACAAAGCGCUCAUUGAAGAAUUGAAAUCACUCAAGGAGCUCUAUUGUCAAACAAAGAUCGAUUGAGACAGGCAGGAUGAUGACGACGAUGCGGUUGGGACGGAAGUGGUGGCUACGGAUAACUAUGAAAACGAUGGCGACAAUGUCGUAGAUACUGCAGUUGCAGAUAAUGCUGCCGUAUCAAGUGUAGAUUUCGCCGCUACAAGUACAAAUUGUGAAAAUGCUGCUGCAAGUGUAGUUUUUAAUAUCAAUGCGUUAAGUGAAACGGAUUCACUUACUGCUGCAAACACAUUACAACAACAUGGUGAUGAUGGUGAUAAUGGCAGCGAUCCUACGGUUGAAUGUGUUGCAGCUGAGCAAAAGGAUUUUCAAGUCAACAAUCGAUUGCAAGUGUUACAUGUAGGGAAAGCAGUGCCAUCUGUAGCAUCAGCAGCAGCAACAACAACUACAACAACCAUUGUGCGUCGCAUUGUAGUUGCAAACAUGAAUGCUGUUGCCGCCGCUGCCGUCAAAGCCACCGCCGCUAACGUUGUUUUUGUGCCCGCCAGACCUCCCACAAAUUGUUAACCUGAUACGGCGAUGAAUUAGUAUUCUGCACUAAUUUUUCGACUCAACAAAUUUUUUGAAGAAAAGCAAAAAAGAAAAAAAAAACACACACACACACAACAAAACAUAUGCAAGGAAAGUGAGAAGAGAAUAAAGAAUUUUUUUGUAAAAAUUUUUAUCUUAAUAUUUAAAAUGAGAUGAGAUAUGUGAAAUAAGUGAUGCAUUUUAAUAGUGUAAAUGCAAUUCCAUUAUGUUAUGAUAACAUAAAGCAAUGGUAAUUGUAUGCCACAGUCAAAGUGCGACGAUGACCUGAUGACGGUAGAUGGACCGACUAGAAGUUGGUUAAUAUAUACAUAUAUAUUUUUUUAAAUAAUAAUGCAGUAAGUGAAUGCAAAAUUAACAAAUUUUAAUUUUAACUACAAUUUUAAAUAGAAAUGAAAUUUGUUUCUAAGUUUGUAUAUGCUGAGGUUUAAUGAAAGCAAGUGAAAUAACGAAGAAUGCUUUUGAUACCGUGGCUCUGUAGAAAAUGUUAAUGAAAUGCAAAUACUUUAAUAUAAAAUUCAUUAAAGAAAAACUAGCCCAUUUGAACACAGAAGAAAUUGUGAGGAAAAUAUAUAAAAAAUAAAAUGAUUAUUGAAUAAAAAAAAUUGUAAAUUAUGUUUAAAUUGUAAUUAAUUCAUUGUAUUGUGUAUUUCUUUGUUAUGUAUAUGUACUUGUGACAAAUGAGUAAAGGUUAGAAGUAAUUUGUAUACUAUGCAGGACAGUUUAUUCGAGCCAUCUGCAGCAGUCUUGGCAAAAUCGCGGCAGCUAGUCGCCCGAUUUUCCAACGUGUAUGUGUUUUAGUUUAAUUGAAUUUGUUGCUUAAGUGGCACAUAUCAUAUUUUGUUGCCAACAAGAUUUCUUAUGCUUAAUUUUAUUUUAAUUUUUUAUUGUACAUUAUACUUAAUUAUGAAGCUCUUUGUUAUUAUCAUCUUUGAUUUAAUUAAUUUAAAUAAAAAAAAAAACAAUGUAAAAAAGGUUUAGAA